CCCUCAGGUCGUCACUGCCGGACGCCAGGCGCGUGCCCGACGGGUUGAAGUGCAGCGUGUUGACGCAGCCGGAGUGCUUCUCCAGCCGGCCCUGCAGCUCCAGCCUCUGCACCAAGCCGCGGGCGCCACACACCCGCCGCACGAACUGCGGCGCAUCCCGGCCGAUCUCCCUGGAGCGCAGCGAGGGGAUGGCGCGCCACGCGGGACCGCGCAAGUCCCGCAGCUCAGCACCGAGCCACGCCUCCAUCGCCUCGUUGUCGUUGUCUUCGUCGUCGUUGUCGUCCUCCUCGUCUUUCUGUUCCUCCUCGUCCGAGCUGGAGGAGUGGGUGGUGUUGUUGCCGCCGCCGCAAGGUCUGUUCCUCUUCCUGCCGGCCCGUCUUCCACUUUCCUUCUCCUUCGCCCCGUCUCGUCCAUCUCCUUCGCUCUCUCGCUCACCGUCCUCAGUCAGGGAGUAGAGGCCGCUGCCAUCCAUGCUAUCCGUGUCUUCAUCAUCCACCUCUCCAUCUUGGCUCGCCUUCAGCUCGCUUUUCUCCGACACGUUCUUGUCUCCGGAUGCUUCUCCUGUGUCUUUUUUUAAGGGGACACCAAGAAGACAACAAUUAGAUUAAUGCUGGCAAACUGAGAAGUUAGACAUUUCAGACUUUUGGUAAAUUGGUGCAAGAUGUUAGCCCCCCCCUCCUAAGGACAUUAUGGGACUAUUAUGGGACGGUGUAAUCCAACACACUAGCCAAAUAGACUGGACUCCCUUCACAUUCUUCUUUUGUUAUUGUUGCUUUAGCCAGAAGAGACACGUGUAUGUGUACCACCUGCGCCAUUUACGACUCUAUGGUUAUAAUCACACCUAUACUUGCUACGGGCGCCACAAUAGAUAGGUAGAUGACAUUUACUACAAUUUGCACCUUGAGUUUCUAGGAUAUUUUCUACCUUGCACCAUCACAUAGUUAGCAUGCACACAGCCUUUAGCAGCACAGAUUGUUUUUGUUUUUUAACCUUCUUUGCUUCCGCAGGCAUCCUCGUCUUUGUGUUUAUCAUCCCCUGCUCCCCCCUCUCCAGAAGGCCCUGCAAAGAACACACACCUGUCAGAAAAAAACACCCCCCAACAAAAGAUGCUGACUGCGGUUCAAUACCAUUGACCAAGGUGGAUUUGCCAUCAGGUUCCGCCAUCAUGUCUGUUUGUGUGCUCCUCGUCUCCACCAAGGUGAGUCUGUCAAACACACCAAAAACGCGAGUCAUUGCAACUUGCAAACUAGUCAACUCUAAAAGUUACUGUUUUUCAUUCAAAGACAUGCAUAUGCCGCCUGUCAGGUCAUCGAACCGCCACGCUCAUGUGCAGAAUUCCCCCCACAGACGCUUUAUGACGGCAUACUGAAAACAACAGUUUUAAACUGACGCGCAGGCCUGUUUUGGUGGCAUUCCUGCACUAGUCUCCCGUCCCCCCACAAACGCCGACAACAGCACAACGGUAUGGCAAUAACGUGACAAGGUAGCAUAUGCAAGGUUAGCGAAUAUCAACAGCUGGCAUUUGUUGUUGCUAAACACCUGUUUGGUCUCACACCCGCAAGAUAGCGCGGCUAACUAGCUAGCUCAACUCGCAGGCCCGGCCCGGCGCUCGGCACUUCUUUAGCUCAGUCCUAAUCUUUUAUUUUUGUGGCUUUGCUUUCGUCGCCGCCCAGCAAAUGCCUCUAGCGGGCAGACCGUGACGGAAAAAGACGCCACAUUGUUGACGGCGAGCGUCAGCGUCGCAGCAGCGAGAAGAAGAAACAAGGUUGACUGCUCUGUUUAUGUUUUGACGGUUUGAGCUGCUGCUUCUUUUUUUGGGCAAACUUCCGGUGACGUAUAGCGCCUUAAAAAAAAAAAGCAGCAGCAGCACCGCCGAAAAUAAGACUUCACUCUCAUUUCCUUUGGUCUUUAUUAAAUACACACUAUAUCCCAACGCUAGGUACACCACCUGAAUUAAAUGAGGAUUAUUAAUAUUGUUUGACAGUUCUGCUUCUUGUAGUGGUAUGUCGUCUUUCGCUGGUAUUAUCGAGUUUAUGUGGGUCCCACAAAUAGUACCGGGGAGAAACAGGUGGGCUAAAAAUAACAUUUUCCUGCAACUUUCAGCAACGUUUAUUUUUUUAGUCACCAUUCUGUAUAAUAUUUGUUAAAAUAUAAUGCGUUGAACAUGUCGUGUAUAUAACAGUUGUACCUCUUGUUCUACUUCCGCUGACACCAUCGAGUGAGUGCCGGAAUCAGCUGGGGACUUAUUUUUUCAACCAGGCUUAAUCAUACGUUAACUUUAAAGGCUCUGUUAUCUCGUUGUCCAAAACUCUGUUAACUUUAACUGUCUGCUAACCUUACAUUGUAGUGCCAGGGGGUUUGUACAUAAAUCACCCCGGAACUAUUAGUGUAAAGGGUGUUGCCACCCGGAGUGUGCGUCGAAUUGGAACCUUCUUGCUGCAAUUACGUUGUGCAAGAAAAUAAACAAUAAGAACACCUGUUUUCAUGGAAUAAUCGUACAUUGAGCCAUUUGAGGCUAUACUAGAUUGUAUAUUUAUGAACUUGCAAUUUGAGGCGAUAGUUCUAUUGUUGUUAAAGCUUUCCAGGGGAAUUGUAAGUAUAGUGUCUUUUUUAAAUUAUUCUGUUUUAAUUUAUUCCACCCACGGCCCGCCUCCGGGUACGCCCACUCCGCCGUGAUUGGUCACACGCCCAAAGUGCUUCCUAACUAUGAACAUAUAAGGAAGUCCGCCCCUCUGUGACAUCACAAAGGAGCAGUUUUACCAGGCCUUUUGAAACCGAGCGUUUGUAGCCAUCCCAAACUUCUGUCAGGGCUCACUUGCCAAUGUGCAAACCCAUCUUUGGCAUAGUUUCACACCAGAAUACAACAUUCUAACGACAUUUAUAGGGCAGAAAAGUGGAAAAAGCAUCAUAGGUCCCCUUUUGAAGAAGUUACAGCAGAUUUUAUAGCAGGUAAUAGUGCCUUUAGUGCCCACAACAGGCUCCAGCUAUCCUACAACUCCAGUGAAGAUAAGAUGAGAUUUAUUUACAUUACGCAAUAGAAAAUUUUAGUUCUAAAACACUUUAAUUGAUAAAUAUAGUUGGCACACGUUCACUAAUUAUCCAUUGGGAAUUAAAUGAAUACAAGUAUGUAAUACUACAUCAGCUUUAUUUCCAUCACUCUGUUAAAAAGUACAGAAAUAGUACACAGAAGCUGACAUAUGAGUGAGAAAAUGGCAAAUAUUAUACGACACAUUUUUUUUGGUGUUUAAAAUGCAGGUUACAAUUUCCAGUGUUACGUCCAGGCCAGUAAUGCUAAAACUUGUGGUGGGCUCAUCCGGUGUGAAACAGCAUGGGAUACGUCAGCUUCCUUCCUGUGUUUAUGUCUUGCUCUUAAUGAUGGGGGGGGUGUCCGUCUGUAUUUUCUCUCUUUCUUUGCUGACUGGAAGUGAAGUAGAUACUCCAUAUUGCAUCCCAACGGGACGGGGAUCAUGUCGAAUUUGAUGCGUAUUAGCCAUGUUUGGCCAUGUCAACAAUUUGAUCUUUUUAACCAGUGAUGUGAUUAUUAUCAUCAUUAUUUACACACAGAAGCCAGUCAAGCCUGUAAUUUGCAGCAAGAACAGCAGAUGGUGCUGUUCAUUAAAUUUAACGCCGCCAGGAAGAUUUUUUAAUUACAUUUUAAUCAAAGUUCACACUGUCCAUGCCACUCUAUGGUACAUAAUGAUUUAAAUGAUCAAAAAAAUCUGAACUAUCCCUUUAACACCGGACAAAACACAGACAUGCCGCUAACAGCCCCUUUUAAUAAUGUUAUUAUUAUUAUUAAUAGUACACCUAUGAUGCUUUUCAACUUUUCUGACCUAUAAAUGUUAGAAUGUUGGUCUCGUGUUAAACCAUGCCAAAGUUUCAGAUAAUGAGUUUUAUGCAUUUGGAAGUGAGCUGUGAAAGAAGUUUAGGAUGAUACUAAACGUUGACAUCACAAGGAGCCGUGCGUCCCUAUAUGGGCAUGCCCUGUUAGCCAGAUAUACUGUAGGACUGCCCUGGAAUGAAUGGAUGAAUGGAUGAACGACAGUAUUCACUGCGGACCAGGACUAGUUUUACGUUUGACGCGGACCAUCUGUGUGUAAAUGUCACUUGAAGUAAGAAGGGGGAAGUCCUCGCAGUCACAGGAAGCCACAGGAAGCUUUGCCCACUUAAGCGGACUUAAAUUGCUCCAGUUGUGCAGCUCCUCCCCCUCUAUUAAGGCCGCUGCUCCCUUCAGGGACACGUCUCUCAGCAUGUUGUGGACGCCACAUCUUGGAGUGUCAACUUUUGCUUUUGCAUUUGAGUGACCAGGACCGUCAUGGAAUACUGGAGGCAGUGCGCCCUGUGGCUGAUCGGCUGCAAGGUGCUUCCGCUCAACCAUCGCGUCACUGCCGACUCUGCUCAGGUGUUCGACCUGGCGCAAACGCUGCGGGACGGCGUGCUGCUAUGUCAGCUGCUCAACAACCUGAGAGCUCGCAGCAUCGACCUGAAGGAGAUCAACCUCAGGCCGCAGAUGUCUCAGUUCCUGUGCCUGAAGAACAUCCGCACCUUCUUGACGUGUUGCUGCAACGUGUUCGGCAUGAAGAAAAGCGAUCUGUUUGAGGCCUUCGACCUGUUUGACGUGCGGAACUUCGGAAAGGUCAUGGACACACUAUCCAAGCUCUCCUACACGGACAUAGCCCAACAAGGAGGAUUCAGGCCCUUUCCCGUAGAGGAAAGCCUCAAGGACGAGGACGUCUACGAUGACCUGGAAGACCUGAUUGAUGAAAACGCUACGGAGAAUGAAGACGACUUAUACGCGGCGGUGUACGGGCUGGAAGAAAUGUGUGAAGGUGGAGAGAUUUAUGAGGACCUCAUGAGGACUGAAGAGCAGAAGCAGGCCGAGCUGGACGUUCGUAGCUGCUGCCUCUCCGAGAUCAGACAGACGGAGGAGAAGUACACAGAGACGCUGGAAUCCAUCGAGAAGUAUUUUCUCAACCCUCUGAAGAUGUUCCUCUCCGUGGCGGAGAUAGACAAAGUGUUUGUCAACAUCCCAGACUUGGUGAAGGUUCAUCAGAACCUGAUGGUGGACAUUCGGGACUCCAUCCUCAACAAGAAUGCUUUGAACCUUUACCAGAUCUUCAUCAGCUACAAGGAAAGGUCUGCCAUGAACGCAUUCCAACUUCUCGUCCGUCUAAAACACCACACAUCUGGCCGUAGCAUUAGGUACACCCCCACCUCACUGUGCUGCCCCGUGCCUUGCAGGCUCCUCAUCUAUGGCGUCUACUGCAGCCGCGUGGAGGUCGCCAUCGCAGUCCUGGACCUCAUCUGCAAGGAGAAGGAAGAUGUUCGCCUCAAGUUGGAGGAGUGUUCCAAGAGGGCCAACAAUGGCAAGUUUGCCCUGAGGGACCUGCUGGUGGUCCCCAUGCAGAGGGUCCUCAAGUACCACCUUCUCCUUCAGGAGCUGGUCAAGCACACUCCCGACGCUGCGGAGAAGAGCAACCUAAAAACGGCGCUGGAUGCGAUGAAAGACUUGGCUCAGUUUGUCAACGAGCUGAAGAGAGAUAACGAGACUCUGCGGGAGAUGGACCAGUACCAGCGCUGCAUCGAGAACCUGAACCAGCCUCUGAUUGGCUACGGGCGUCCAAGAGGAGACGGGGAAGUCCGCGUGGUGUCCAACGUUGACAAGCGGAAACAGGACAGACACAUAUUUCUGUUUGACGUGGCCGCCGUGCUCUGCAAGCGACGCGGCGACAACUACGAGAUGAAGGACGUCCUCGACCUCAACGCCUUCAAGGUCACAGACAACCCCAACUCGGACAAGGAGGGCAAGAAGUGGUGUUCCAGCUUCUAUGUGACGCACCAGCAGGGCCACACCGGCUUUGAGCUCUUCUUCAAGACCAGAGAGCUGAAGAAGAAAUGGCUGGACCAGUUUGAAGCGGCCGUCUCCAACAUCCGACCUGAACUGGCCAACCACAACGGCCACCAGUUCAAGAUGCACACCUUUGAAAGAAUCCUUUCAUGCAGCUUCUGCCACCUCUUGCUGAGGGGCAUCUUCAACCAGGGCUACCUGUGCUUCAGAUGCGGACUGGCGGUCCACAAGGAGUGUUUGGGUCAGCUGGGACUCUGCGGUAGGACAGACGCUUCCAAGCUGAGGUCCAAGGAGUCGACGACGCCAGGUGACCCAGGUCUGCCCAGGAUGCUGAUGAUCAGAGACUACCGAGGCGCCCCCUGGCCUCCGUGCGGCCCCCCGCUGUGCGCUCAUGCGGGCGACGUGAUCGAGCUGAUGUUCGCCGACCUGCACAGCUCCUGGUGGCAGGGCAAAAUCCUGGCAAGCGGCAAGACUGGCUUCUUUCCAAGCGACGCUGUGCGGCCUUGCCCGUGUCUUCCCAAGCCCGUAGAUUACUCUUCACAGCUCUGGUUUGCAGGCCCUAUGGAGAGGUUCCAGGCCGAGGUGGAGCUCCAGGACAGAGGAAACAGCACCUAUCUGGUCCGGAACAGGAGUAGAGAGUGUACAGAGUACGCCAUCAGUAUAAAGUUCAACGACAGAGUCAAGCACAUUAAGAUUCUGACCAAGGAUGGCUGCUUUUACAUCGCCGAGAGUCGACACUUCAAGACUGUGAUGGACUUGGUGGAGUACUACAAGCAGCACUCUUUAAAAGAAGGCUUCAGCAGUCUGGACACCACGCUGCGGGUCCCUUACCGGGAAUUCUCCAACGGAAGCUCGCCUUGGGCCAUUCCCAAGCCUGGCAGCGUUCCUCCCGAUGGUUGCAGCUUUGUUCCUCCCUCCUCCUCUCCUUUCUGGUCAGUGUUUUGUCCCAGGGUGGUGUCGGUGGCCGUGGCCCGCUACGAUUUCACUUCCAGAGACACGUGGGAGCUGCCGCUGCUGCGGGGAGAUGUGGUGAGCAUCCACAGCAAGACGUCCCACGGCUGGUGGAAGGGAGAGGUCGGGGGCAGGGUGGGCUGGUUUCCUUCCACCUACGUGGAAGAGGAGGACUGACUUUGGGAUGUCUCACCCAUGUGACCUCCUCAGCCUCUGCAGGGCGCCAGAUCGGUGCCGUCAUUUCCGUACGCCACAUAUGGCUGAGAGGGAACGUAAGAGGAAACGGCAUCUAGAACUUCCUCGCUACCCUCUGAUGGACGCCAAGCAUAUGUUGGAUCAUUCUGGAAGCAUCGCCGGACUUCACUCUUGCUACUUCGUCUUCUUCCUGGCGUCAUGGCUCACCUUGUCUGGAGUCGCCUUCGUUGGGAUUGCUGGAAGUCCAACGCAUGAAUAAAUGUAUUCAUAUUUCCAGGCAACGGCUCCGCCCAUGCAUUGAUCAAGUCUAACCAGACAGGAAGUGCCAAAUAUGGACUUGGUCACCUAUUUUGCUGCGAUAAUAAUAACUAUGGACUUUUCCAGGAAGGCUUGAUAGAGGAUUUGGGUAUUUUGGUUUUGUGAGAAGCCACCACAUUCUUCAUUUGGUUCACCCCAAACGUUUUUAGUGGUCUUCUUCCGCCUCAAACUCAUCCAAGCAUGCCUUUUAUGGACCUGGCUUUGGGCACUGGGAACAGAAAAGGGCCUUGACUACUCCGAGCCAACUCCUACGGUAUCAGACACAGGCCAACAGGCCCCAAGCCCCCAAGGCCCCAAGGCCCCAAGGCCCCAAGGCCCCAAGGCACACGCCCCACAUGUUUACUUGUUACAAGCUGUGUUGUCAUUUUUGUGUUGUCGCUCAAUUAAAGAGCCGCUUCCUUUUCGGCAAGCUAACGUUCCUCUGAGCGUCUCCUGAGGAGAUUCAAGGCACCCAGGCUGCAUUUAUACUAAACUUUGAAGUAGCGGGUCACAAAACGUGUGUUCCAUGGACCGCGGGUUUGAGACCCCUGCCUAAGAAUGCAAUUGGUGGCAUCAAUGGAGCAAUUUAGCACGUUGAACAACUCCAAAGAUCCCAUUUUGGAGGCUGCUGGAGUCGUCAUGUGUGGAAAGAAAUGAACUUUGACGACGUCGGCGUGAGGCGAUUGUAUGGCCUUUGAUGUUGAAGGUCUUGCGUCUUCAAAAAAAAAAGGAGCGCCAGAGGUGAGACGUUCCUCGGAUUUUGUGUUUGCCUGGAAUCUUCCACAAGGAAUGACUCAAGGCUGACGAAACACCCGUUCAUUGGAGAGUCCGGACCACCGGAAAAAGCACAAAGACCCUUUAGUCAUGCAGGAUAGUCAGGCUCCACUCGCCACACGGUGACACUUCCUUCAUCACACAGGAUCUUUUUGCAGUUGGUCCUUAAAAACAGUCGCAAGCCUGUCAUAUAGAGGAUCUUUGCAGUUCCAAUAACAGCAGACCACUCCAAUCAUUUGAAGGAUGAUUGACUUGUUAUUGUAGUGGGUGGGCGUACCCCUGGGGGUACAUCAAUUGCCGUAGGGGGUAUGUAGAAAAAAAAAGAAAAGCAAUUAGCUCUGAAUACUCAAAAUUAUGAGCACGCCUGAACGCCUCGCAGUGUGAGGAGACCGCAGCAAAAAGGAUAAGAACGGGGUAGUGGUUCUUUUAGGACACCAUGGAAAGAUUCCAUUCAGAUCAUUUACACUUCAUACUCAACAAGUGGGAUCCCUUGCUGGGACGUGGGGGGGGGGGAUUCACCCGGAAAUGAGGUUUGUAUUUUAGACACUAAUAAGAACGGGGUAGUGGUUCUUUUAGGACACCAUGGACAGAUUC
This is a messenger RNA of Doryrhamphus excisus (bluestripe pipefish), 8659 nucleotides long. The record is from RefSeq and is a predicted model, not a curated record. NCBI's taxonomy places the organism in Eukaryota, Metazoa, Chordata, Actinopteri, Syngnathiformes, Syngnathidae.